AUGGCAUCAGAGACAAAACCGAAAGGAAUACUCAAAAAUUCAUCAAUUAAUUUACAGCAAAAGACGCCAAAACUAAAAUGGGACGAAGACAAUUUGCAACUUACGGAAUCUCAAAAGUCGGCGACAAUGAAAAUACUAGAACCACCGACGCCGUAUAUUCAUUACAACCAAGAGACUGAUGAGAUAAUGACGGAUUUAGACACUCGUGAGAAACAUCGCAAAUUCCUUCAAAUGCGUGCACAGCACUACAACAUGAGAGAGGCCAUACGCAUGGGGCAUAGACUGCUCGAAGAGGAAGACGAUGAUAACGAAAACUCGGCGGCCAAUGGAGAAAAUUAUUACGAAGAGGAGGAAGAGGAGGGAGAAAAUCAGGGUGAAGAUAAUAAAAAAAAGGAGAGGGAGAAAAAAUACGCAAGUAAGGAGUAUAUGGCUGAAUGGGACAAGAUAAAGGCAUCAGCAGCAGAUCGGAUGGACACACGAUAG
Messenger RNA from Paraglomus occultum, 483 nucleotides. NCBI's taxonomy places the organism in Eukaryota, Fungi, Glomeromycota, Glomeromycetes, Paraglomerales, Paraglomeraceae. The record is from the annotation of a GenBank genome assembly.